AUGGCUACGCUACAUCCAUUAGCCAGCUCAGUAUCUGCAAAUCCCGUACUUCUGUCGGUUAUUAGCCUGACAACGGACUCUUCAUUUGCAUUUAGCUCCGGGCUGGGUCCACCAGAUAGGGUCUAUGAAGGCGCUAAGAUUCUCACUGAUGCGCUAAAGAUGGUAUUUCCUAACGUAGGUGGUGUGUUCUUGAAGUACCACAUAGAUGGAAAGCUUGUGCUUGUCGGUGACACGCUGCGGACAAGCCUCCAUAGGCAUAUAGAAUCAACGCCCGCGGCUGGUUUGGCUCAGCAGUCACAGUUGCAAGGUUUGCACCUGUCAGAUGAUUCAAACCGGAGAAGUUCGUUGGAGAUGGUACACCGCUACGCGGAAACCAUUGAGAACGUGAAACUCCGCAAAAUAGCCCUAGUGCUCGAAACGAGAGAUGGGUCCCCAGCCAUUUUCAGAAACCUCGACUCCUUCCACACUGCUCAUAGACACAGGCAUUUCAGGAUAGACUCCCCUAGCCUGUCUGGUUCAUCAGACAUCGUUGUUUUCCCGGUCCUACGAAAGCUUGUUUGCAAGAUCAAUCGCCCGUCUCAUGACGAUGUUGUAUUCUGUGGCAAUUCACGGAUAUUGGAGCACGUAGAUGUCGAGACGGACCCAACACUCGCUCAUAUCUUCGACUACAUUGAGCUUAUGCGGCUCGCCCGACUGACCUUUUCGGCAGAACAUAAUGUUGAGCAGGACAAGUUCAGAGCGUCCAUGAUAAGCUCUCACGGAUUAGGUUGCUAUUCUGCAACCGCUUGCUGUGAAAAUACCCACAGAGUACUGUUAGGGAAUUCGGUAUGCCUACACGCUAAGCAAUAG
Linderina pennispora is the source of this 849-nucleotide messenger RNA. RefSeq lists its product as uncharacterized. The transcript has a single exon. The record is from RefSeq and is a predicted model, not a curated record. The coding region runs from base 1 to 849 and encodes 282 amino acids. Lineage: Eukaryota; Fungi; Kickxellomycota; Kickxellomycetes; Kickxellales; Kickxellaceae.